AAAGCAAUUGUCGCUCAGCAUGGGAUCCAGGGUGAACAAAGUCGACCUGGCAUCCCUUAACAGAGGUGGUGAGUUGCUGGGAAUGCGAGAAAGAGAGCGUUCACGUUCACGUUCGCCGAGUCCUCAGAAGGCUCCUCCACAGGGGCCCCCAGUGUCCCCAGCUGAAAUACGAGCCGUAUGCAAUUCUCUCGAGGCUAAGAUUGCCAAAUCACCAAUCAAGAUUCCCCCGCAAGUUUCUGCGUUGAUCAGCCUGGUCAAGGAUCUGCCUGACGACGACGGGAUCCCCAAAAGGAUGAAGGAACUUUCCGUGGCCCUUAAGCUGCAGCAGCUGAAAGCCGCAACCGAGUACCUCAACGGCAUCAACGAGCUCUGCGCAAGACUGUACGACUGAGAACAGAGCCCAAGCAAAAGAAAAUCCAGCAGAUUCUGUGUGAAAGCACAGAGGCCCCAGCUUGUACUUUCUUGCUACCUGCUUUGCUAUGAAUGUAGAAGGCAAGUUGGUCAAUAGUGAAACAUCAGAAUGCAACGGUACCCAUGAGUCUCUGAGCUUCCCUUUUGUGACACCAUUUUGGCAUAGUGUGGUUGCCGAUAUAUACAGGGAAUACCCGCGGAUUGGCACUGGCCAGCAGUGGAAUGCCAUGGCAGGCUCACUGUCAAGGGCUUAUCUGAUCUCUCCAAGUUGCCUGCCGAGAUAUAGUGCCGCCCUGUCCUAUCCAGGGUUGAGAAGUCUGCAGGAAAAUUUCCAUAUCAUAUAAACAUGACUCAUCGGAUGUCUUCACAGUUUAUUGGUGGAAUGACUUGGUGGUUGAGAAGUGUCAGACCUUCUAGGCAGGACCAAGGCUGAUCAGCACUGUGUGUCCGACACAAAGGGAGUCCCAGCUGCUAAUGGAACGAACUCUCUCAAAAAUGGUGGUGCUGUACUUUUAUUUGUUGGUUUAUAAGCUGGUGCUUGCAUUGGAUUGAAAUUUCGGAAUCCUGGACCAUACUGCUGUGCAUGGAACGUGACAAUGAUUGAUGUGAGUUCCUAACAGCUCUGCUUGAUGUUUACGCUUGUGUCCUUGCUGAGCGCGCGCAUUGCAUGCUUCUUACAAAUUUGUAACAAAAACUAGUUGAAUC
Coccomyxa subellipsoidea C-169 is the source of this 1116-nucleotide messenger RNA. RefSeq lists its product as hypothetical. The record is from RefSeq and is a predicted model, not a curated record. Bases 20 to 391 code for a protein of 123 amino acids. NCBI's taxonomy places the organism in Eukaryota, Viridiplantae, Chlorophyta, Trebouxiophyceae, Coccomyxaceae. The transcript has a single exon.